Neodiprion virginianus is the source of this 2249-nucleotide messenger RNA. RefSeq names its product protein angel (gene angel). NCBI's taxonomy places the organism in Eukaryota, Metazoa, Arthropoda, Insecta, Hymenoptera, Diprionidae. Gene Ontology annotation, molecular function: 3'-5'-RNA exonuclease activity. The record is from RefSeq and is a predicted model, not a curated record. The coding region runs from base 525 to 2180 and encodes 551 amino acids. The transcript is spliced from 6 exons.
UUCAGUUCCGAGGAGGUACCCAAGACGCAGGCUGUCACGAGGAGGUUAGUUAUCCGUACAGUCAAAGAAUACCAUUUUUCAUCAUGUUUAAACACGUGGAAUUACCCAAAUCAGUUACUUAAUUGUCAUAACGAAGCUGGCAACUGUUUAGCAGUGAAAUUCGAGAAUGAAAUCUUCAGUUUAAACCGUAUAAAAAUUGUCGAGUUAUUUGUGCCAAUUCGUGUAUCGUGAAUCCAUCGCCGAACAAAGAGCAGAACCACCAUAAUUUCUAAAACUCUGACACAACGUUGUUGAUGUCCCGGAAUUACUCGGCAGUGAAUAAUAAUUCUCGAAAAAAUUUGAGUAAUUUUAUUGCCAAGCAAUUUCAUAAUCAUUUUUCAAUGUUAAAUGUUGAAAAAGUACGCUAUAUUAUAACCUCACUUUUCUAGGAAACUACAACCGCAUAUAAAAAUACUAUAAAAAUUUUUACAGUAACUUAUCCUUCGCUCACCUGUAAUAGGAAAAACAGCAUUACAUUUGAAUAAAUGAUCCCAGUAACUCCACUGUUAACAGCUGUCACUGUCACAAAAACAUUCAGACGAAAUAUUCACGUCAUUUUGUUUCAUUGCAAAAAGGUUUAUCAUAUGACGACAAUACCAUUGAAACAUUUAUUGAUAAAAAAUCUUAACAAGGAAGCAUCAGGUGUGGAAGCCCUAUUUUCGACAUACGUCGAUUUAAUAGAAUCUAAUGCGAGUGAAAGUACGCACAGAGAAUUUGAAAAAUCCAUUAUGGAGCCGUACCUAAACACAUGUUAUGGAUCAUCAAGCGAUCAUCGAUCAUAUGACGCAAGCACUGUCACCUUUAAAGAUGCUCUGAAAAAUCACGAAAGUACUUCGUCAACACCUACAAACCCAGAUCUUAAUACGAUGCCUACAAAUGAUAUCUGUAGAGUGCAACAAAAUUACAAAGCAAUGCGAACAUGGAGAAAGGUCGGCAGAGGACGAAACUUACCAAACUCUGAGAAAAAUUGUGUCAUUAGACUAUUUUCUUACAAUAUUUUGGCUCAGUAUCUUUUAGAAAUGCACAGUUACUUAUAUAAGCAUCAUAAUCAGCGCACUCUCGAAUGGGAAACUCGUAAGAAAUUACUGAUACAAGAAAUAUUGGAAGCUCAGGCUACUGUAAUAUGUCUUCAAGAAAUGCAAGAGGACCAUCUGAAUGAAUUUCUAAAACCCUUUAAAGAACAUAAGUAUAAUCAUUUAUACAAGAAGCGCACAAACGAUAAAAAGGACGGACUGCUUCUGAUGUAUCGAUCCGACGUAUUUGAUCUCGUUGAGUAUGAAAAUGUAGAAUUUUUCCAGUCAGACGUAGAAAUUCUCAACCGAGACAACGUUGCUAUAAUUGUCAAGCUGUCAUUGAAGGACAGUCCAGAAACACAGAUAGUUAUUGCCACCACACAUUUACUUUAUAACCCAAAACGAGACGACAUCAGACUCUGUCAGACUCAGAUUUUAAUAGCUGAACUGGAGAGAAUUGCUUUUAUUAAAAAUACGUCAGGCCCGACAUAUCAUCCUAUAAUUCUGGCUGGAGAUUUUAAUUUGCAACCAAAAUCAGGAGUGUAUAAAUUUAUAACUGAAGGUUCGUUUCUAUACAUGGGAAAAAGUCGAACUCUAGGGCCAGCGGAUCACCGCAGUUUGAGCAAUUCACUUAUUCCGCCACAUUUAUAUGUGACCGACAGUUGUCAACAUUUCUGCAUACUGUUAAAAAGACUGCGCAAUCGCGGUGAAGGCAAAGUCAUGUUGGAAAACAGUGAGAAAGGGUUAUCUAAAACUAGUUGGAACUCUUGCGAUAAGAAUCAGUUUCGAAAGGAUGAAGUGAAUGUCCGAAAUAAAAACUUCCAAAAAAUACAAAUAUUAGAUGGUCAUCAUGUGAAUUUUGGAUCUGGUUCUUUAACCCACCCAUUUAAAUUUCGAAGCGUUUACUCGCACAUUGAUCGUAAUGGGCAAAACGAAGCUACAACUCACCAAGACGGCUGGGUUACAGUGGAUUAUAUAUUCUUUAGUGAAGUCGAGCUCAUUGAACGAUAUACACUACCUACGCAAAAACAGUGUAAAGCUGUGUCAACUAUACCAAAUCGUGAGAUUGGCAGUGAUCACUUUAGUACAGGAGCAACUUUUAUACUGCGAAAGAAACUGAGGCAGUAAUCGUUCAGUCUCUGCCUCCACUUGCGUAAUAUAAAAAUAAAAAUUAAAUAAAGAAAAAUAUUUUCAAUA